AUGUCCAAGGCCCAACCGGAGAACAAGGAAUCCUAUCAACGACUCUCUUUGACACACUCAAUCCCCUGUCUUCGAGCACUUCGUGAAAUGAUCGAGAAUCUAGAUUACCAGGAAACCCAACUAUUGACACUGCUCCGGAUUCUGCUAGUCGUAUACGGUACAGACUUCUACCGGAACUACGUGGUGGCCCAGCUUUGGACAUCUUUUAGCGCUGAAACGGAUCAUUCAACUGCUCGGUGGCAUGGACAAAGUCCCUUGGAUCUACAAAGAAACCAUCAUCCACACCUUCGUCCAUGUGGCAGCCAUGACACGAUCACGAACACAGCUCGAUCCAGCGUCUUGGGAUCCUGGUCCCUGGCAACCAUAGCCACAGACCAUCGGCCCCAUACAUCAAGAGCUGCAGGUGGGCCUACCCCUCAACCCCCCGUUCAUCCCAAGGCAAUUUCCGACAUCUUCGCGGGCCUACGAGGGCCGAUCGAGAUCGAGAACCUAAAGAAGCCACAACAAGAAACUUCCAGCCACGAUGUCAGCGAUCACAAGUCUCGAUGUAUUCUCCUGCGCAAACAAGCCCUCAAAGCUAAAACAUUGACAACCAUUGAUUCGACCCACGACCGUGCUCGAGACCUUUUAUUCGUCAUUGCGAUCGGAUCCUAUGUCGAGGACGAGAUGAUCUCCAGACGCUCGGCCGAGAGGCCUACGCUGGGUGCUCAAGACCUUAACGAAGCCUCUACGCGCUGGUUUUCAAAUCGCUUCGACGUGUUGGCCCGGAAACUCGGAUAUUUCGUCUUCGACGAUAUGACGACACUGUUCAAGACGUGCUAUGCAUAUAACUCCACGAACCAGGAUGAGACGCAUAGGAGACUUUUUCAUUUCCAGGAUUGUACAGCACUUCAUCUAGUUUCGAGCUUGGAGGAGGCCUAA
Molecule: messenger RNA, 921 nt
Organism: Rhinocladiella mackenziei CBS 650.93
Lineage: Eukaryota; Fungi; Ascomycota; Eurotiomycetes; Chaetothyriales; Herpotrichiellaceae
Exons: 2
Coding region: 1-921 (306 amino acids)
Source: RefSeq, a predicted model, not a curated record